AUGUUUGGCAAGAAGGAGUUGUCGACGGUUCAGGAGUCGGAGUCUGAGCACGCGCCGCCAAGACUGUUGCGGACCAAGAAGUCCAAGUUGUUGGCCAGAUUUAAGGACGUUGACGGAGACGAGGAACAAUGGGAACAGAUUGAGCCGGUUGAUUUCAAGCAACGGCUGAGCGAACGCAAAGAGCACAGAGACACGUUUGUUUCGCGGUCUCAAAGCACCCAGUCGAUAUCGUCCGGGUUCAGCAGUGUUUCUGCCGAGAGUUCGCAGUUUGUCGAGUCCGACACCGAACACAGCGACUAUGCAGACGAUUUUGACGAUCUAGAGCCUGAUUUGAACCUUGCGCAGAAACUGGAACUUAGACGACAGCAGGCCGAAAAGCUGGCUGAGCUGACCAGACGCACCUCAAGGCUGUAUCUUGACGAGGCUGACGAGCCAGACAAUGGCACUUUCCACCGAUUGAAGGUGGUGAGUCCGAAGAAACUGCGGGCCAAAUCGUCGAUGCCCGUUUUGGCCGGCAACACUGGCCGCAAAUCGAUCCGCAAAUCGUCCUCCAGCAUGGACAUUCCGAAAUCUGGGUUUUCGCGCUCGCUCCAUCGCACCAUGUCGUCCAUGAACAUUGUCCCACAGCCGCGGACACUGCGAUACUCGUCUGACUUGGACGAUAUUGACGCAUUCCCUGAGGACCUCACAAUUACGCUUUCCGACUACAAGAAACUCAAACGCAAGAGCCGAGCGUUGGACCUUUCGAUGUACGCAGAACAGGAUACCCGGCCGCGACGGCCACAGUAUGCGGACCCGACAGUGACCAACAGCACGAGACUCACCAAGGAGGGGAAACUCAAGAUGAUCAGGUCUAUGGGUCGCAACAGGGGCCAGCACACGAUGGGUGGGAUGGUUUACGACCCUGAGAAGAUGAAGUGGCGCGGCAAUGAGCAGGAUCUCAGUCUGUUUGAGAUGUCUACGUCGACCAGACCGAGCUCGAUGAAAUCGUCGUUGCAACGCAGCAAGAGCAGCAAGAACCUCCAAGUUGUUGGAAACAUGGUUUACGAUACCGACCAGCUGCGGUGGGUGAGCAUGACUGGCAAGUAUGAGGACGAUCCGUUUGAUAAUUUCGAUGAUACUAUCACCGAGAUGCCCAAGCGAGGCAAACCGGCCAGAGCUGCUCCCAAGAGCACCCAUGCAGAGCAUUUCCAGAUUUCCGACGGCAUGUACAAGGCGUGGAAAGUGGAGAAUGAGCGGUGGGGCCGCAAGGUUGGGAGCUGGUUCCCAGCGGACAAUGAAGGGUUUGCGUACUGCUACGAGCUGAAGACGAUUUUGAACGAGAAUUAA
Messenger RNA from Ogataea philodendri, 1329 nucleotides. RefSeq lists its product as uncharacterized. Gene Ontology annotation, cellular component: SIN/MEN two-component GAP complex; mitotic spindle pole body. NCBI's taxonomy places the organism in Eukaryota, Fungi, Ascomycota, Pichiomycetes, Pichiales, Pichiaceae. Bases 1 to 1329 code for a protein of 442 amino acids. Gene Ontology annotation, molecular function: GTPase activator activity. Gene Ontology annotation, biological process: regulation of Ras protein signal transduction; mitotic spindle orientation checkpoint signaling. The record is from RefSeq and is a predicted model, not a curated record. The transcript has a single exon.